This is a messenger RNA of Torulaspora globosa, 1641 nucleotides long. RefSeq lists its product as uncharacterized. Gene Ontology annotation, cellular component: membrane. Gene Ontology annotation, biological process: transmembrane transport. The record is from RefSeq and is a predicted model, not a curated record. NCBI's taxonomy places the organism in Eukaryota, Fungi, Ascomycota, Saccharomycetes, Saccharomycetales, Saccharomycetaceae. Gene Ontology annotation, molecular function: transmembrane transporter activity. The coding region runs from base 1 to 1641 and encodes 546 amino acids. The transcript has a single exon.
AUGUUAAAUGACAAAGAGGUCAAAGACUCAACGGUUUGUUACAUCGAAGACAUAAAGAAAAGCGAUUCGCACGCCUUGAAGAAUGAAAUCAAAGCAGUCGAGAUUAUUGACGACAAGAACUCGCGAAGGGAGGAGGAUCUUGAACUUUACAAUGUGGAAGAGGAAAAGGAAAUAUGUAUCUUCGAAACUCGGGAAUGUAUCCCCGACUCGCUGAAAGGCCUGUCUCGAGAGGAACUGGAGCUUCUCUCGAGACAAACAACAAGAAAGAUGGAUCUGAGAAUCCUCAUCAUGCUUUGCUGGAUCUACAUCUGCAACUACCUGGACAGAACCAACAUCGCAUCCGCAAGACUUGGCGGUCUUGAGGAGGAUUUGAAUCUUACUUCGACCCAAUAUCAGACAGCGAUUUCCAUUCUGUUCAUUGGUUAUAUUACGAUGCAAAUUCCUGCAAAUAUCAUCCUCAACCGUUUGGGGAAACCAUCUGUCUUCAUAACAGUCAUUAUGACCGUAUGGGGUAUUAUUUCCACUUGCACAGGUGCUGUCCAAAGCUACGGCGGUUUGUUAGCGGUCAGAAUCCUUCUGGGGUUCGUUGAAUCCGGCUUCUUCGGUUGCUGUUUGUACUACUUGUCUUGUUGGUACACCAAGAAGGAAUUGGGGCUGAGAAAUUCGAUCCUGUACUCUGGUUCUUUGAUUAGUGGGGCAUUCAGUGGACUCAUCUCUGCUGGAAUUAUCGAGCACAUGGACUAUGUGAAGGGAUUAAGAGCAUGGCGCUGGUGUUUUAUUAUUGAAGGCGCGAUCACAGUGGCAACAGUUCCGUUCGCAUACGUGAUAUUGCCCGAUAAUCCUUCGAAUACUAAGUUUCUAUCUCAGCAAGAGAAAGAUAUUGUCAUGUGGAAAUUGAGAAUGGAUGUUGGCGACUCAGAUGACGAUAAGACUGUUCUCGGAGACGCUGAAGGGGGGCACAAUUCCUUUAAAUUUGCGUUGAAGCUGGCCUUUGUGGAUCUCAAAGUUUGGCUAAUCACUGGUUGCUUCUCAUUUCUCGUUGCUGCCUGUGGUGUGACAAACUUCUUCCCAUCUGUUGUGAAAACGCUGCAAUUCGACAGGAUGGUCACCCUCUGUUUGACCGCCCCACCUUAUUGCAUUGCUGUGGUAACUACCUUCAUUUGGUCUUGGCAUUCAGAUCGCACUGGUGAAAGAUUUUGGCACAUUGUGCUGCCUCUUGUCCUUGCGUUGGUAUCCUUCGUCAUUGCCGCAUCAACCCUAAACACUGUGGCGCGUUACAUUGCCAUGUGUUUGAUGCCUACGGCCCUUUAUUGCCCAUUCAUUCUGAUUAUCUCUUGCAUGUCGAUUUGCGUUCCGAGACCACCUCUGAAGAGAGCUAUUUCCUUGUCAAUAAUGAACUGUUUGGCAAAUUCUACUUCUAUUUGGAACGCAUAUUUGUACCCUGAGAGCAAUGCACCCCGCUAUGAAAUCGCCAUGGCUUGUAAUUGUGGUUUCAUUGGGUUGUCCGCACUUUUUGCCUUCCUGCUAAGAAUUCAUCUGGCAAGAUUGAACAACAGGAUCGCAAAUGGCACAAUGAACUGGUACACUGAAUUUGGCAAUGACGGUUCUCAUGUCAAGAAAAACUUCAGGUACACCAUUUGA